UUGCAUUUUUGCAUGAACUUUCAUUGGAAUUGGUUGAGUUGCUGAUGUUGGUUGAUUUUGGUUACGUUUGGAAAGAUCAGAUGGUGUGCGGGUGAAAGAGUACAGAAUUGGUUCAAAUUAAUUGAUUUACAAAACGUUAAUUGUUUGCAAAUUUGUUGAUUAGUUGAAACUACUUUGUAUGAGUGUCACAUAUGAAAAGUGAACAUUUUUGAAAUAAUCAACCUAACUUCAUAAUCUGAAUAGAGAAUAAUAAAAUCAAUACUAUUUUGAAAAUACUCUAAUGUUGUACUCGUACAAAAAUAAAAAUAAUUGAAUAAAAAUAAUCACAGUGCCUGGAUGUACUACAGUGUUUUUUGUUUCAAAGUGUAAAAAUAUUUUGCGAACUACUGUGAGAAGUAAACUCAUAACAAAAAAGGUAAAAAAAAUCAACAAAAAACAAACGACCUUUUCGCAAUGACGCAAACUACGCCAGCUGGCUCCGGUGGGUCCAAUGUCAACAAUUUGAUGACGACAAGUAGUACGCCAAUACGCAUAGGUAGCGGCUUGAGCAGUUAUCAUGGCAGCAGUUCAGCUUCUGUUGCCACACCUCAUCAAGCAAUAACCGGAAAUGAAUCAUCUUCACCGGGUGGCGGAGGCAGUGCUGGAGCUGGCACAACAGCAGCGCCACAAUCUAGUAGCGUACCAAGUGGGGCUGCUGAUAAUCUGCGUCAGCAGCUACAAAGUCAAAUUUCAUUGUCAAUGGGCGCCUCAAAUCAAUCUUUGGGCGUAAGUGCGGGUGCUGUAGGCGGUACAAGUAUUACGCCUCCCAACAGUGCAGGACUAAGACAAACUGGAGCUUUUGAUUUCAAGUUUAUACGGCGCGCAUCUUCAAAAGUUCUAUUGCCAAAACUUCCGUCCACAGAUAGCUUGAGCAACAGUCCGGGUCCAUCAACGCCAGGACUUGCCAGUUGGGCAACAGAUAGUCGUGACAAAUAUGAUGGCAAUCAAACUGAUAAGAUAUCGGGUGAUCCCUCCAAACUCAAUCGGAAGGAAUCCUAUAAAGCGCAGCGUAAAAAUUAUCGCCGGGAAAAGAAACGUGUUGCAUCGGAAUUGCUGAAUUCACUGCAGGAUCCCACUGUCGUGGUGUUGGCUGAUUGGCUUAAGGUACGCGGUACACUAAAGUCAUGGACAAAACUAUGGUGUGUACUCAAACCUGGCAUGAUGUUGCUCUACAAGACACCCAAAUUGAAGAGCAGCCAUUGGGUUGGCACAAUUAUGCUGACAUCAUGUCAAGUCAUCGAACGGCCGAGUAAGAAAGAUGGAUUCUGUUUCAAGCUUUUCCAUCCAUUGGAACAGUCGAUAUGGGCGCCACGCGGACCAGAGAAGGAGACUAUAGGCGCAGUCGUUCAACCCUUACCAACCGCUUACCUGAUAUUCCGUGCACCCAGUCAGGCGGCUGGUAAAUGUUGGAUGGAUGCACUGGAGCUCUCCUUGCGCUGUUCAGCAUUACUCCUGCGCUCGAACAGUAGUAUGGGCGCAGUGCAGGGUACCAGCGCCAAUGACAGUGCGCAAAUAUCACACGAGACGCAGUGGUCAGAGGCGGAUUACGAGAAGCAUUUCAACGAACAUGAAGAUCCAAACAUUGAGGGCUUCUCACCGAGUGGCAGUUUACUACAAAAACGCUUCACCCAAUAUCUAAUGGUGCCUGAAUUGAGCAAAUCACACGCUAGUUCCGACACAAGCCUACCAUCCCGUACACAGACACCAAUCUUCCAACAACUCUACUCUACAAUGACAAAUUUUGAACGUAUUGUUGCCAAUUCAGCAGAGAAAAAUUUACGCAGACUUCGUAAAGCAAGACAUUUAGGCAAACGUGACUCAUUCGAGGGCAUGAGUUCAUUGGGUGAUCUUAGUGAUGUUUCAAGUAUUGACUUUCCAGCUCACACACUGGAAACACAUCAAUCGUUGAAAUUGAAGGCGCGUCGACAAAAUCAAUUCAUGAAAUCUGCUUCAUUAGGUCCGUUAUCGCACGUUGAGACAUCGUCAUCUGGUGAUUCCGUAGAAGAAUCUACAGAGCUGCAGGCAAGAGCAAUCGCUUCGCGUGCGCUGAGUGCACCACCAUUUGUGCUCAACGUCAAGGAUCUUGAUGGCGAUAGUCAAAAUGAAGGCGGUCCAGCUGCUAUGUCUGGCGUUGAUACAGAAUCCGAGUCAGAACCAGAAGCUGUGGUUGAAGAAGAGCCGGAAACACCAUAUGUGCCACUGACCGAAGAAGAGUUUGGCUCUGUCGGCGAGCAGGUGGAAGAGCUUGCAGAGGAGAAUAAAAGUUUAAUUUGGAUUUUGGUUAAGCAAGUGCGUCCAGGCAUGGAUUUGAGUAAAGUGGUUUUGCCGACAUUCAUACUCGAGCCACGCUCAUUUCUGGAUAAAUUAUCAGAUUCGUAUUACCAUGCCGAUCUCUUGUCGAGGGCAGUCACCGAAGACGAUCCAUUUACGCGCAUGAAAACCGUCGUUCAAUGGUAUUUAUCUGGUUUCUAUAAAAAACCGAAAGGUCUAAAAAAGCCCUAUAAUCCCAUAUUGGGUGAAACGUUCCGUUGCUAUUGGGAGCAUCCGAAUGGUAGCCGUACUUUCUAUAUUGCCGAACAGGUGUCCCAUCAUCCACCGGUAUCGGCAUUUUACGUAACAAAUCGCCAGGAUGGUUUCUGCAUCAGUUGCUCCAUCUUGGCUAAAUCGAAGUUCUAUGGCAACAGCACCUCUGCCGUACUGGAAGGUGUUGCCACACUCACGCUGCUACCACGUGGUGAAAAAUACACAUUAAAUACGCCAUAUGCCCACUGCAAGGGCAUACUCGUCGGUACACUGUCCAUGGAGUUGGGUGGUAAAGUUAACAUUGAGUGCGAGAACACCGGUUACAAGACGGAACUGGAAUUUAAGCUGAAACCAUUCCUAGGCGGCUCCGAUUAUACAAAUUUAAUAUCGGGUAAAAUUAAAUUGGGUAAAGAAACCAUGGCCACUAUAAAUGGUCACUGGGAUACUGAAAUGACAAUCAAAGAAGCUAAAACUGGCGAAGAGACAAUACUCUUUAAGGCAGAUCCCGAAACAAAACAAAAACGCUUGGUACGCUAUGUUGUGCCGCUCGAUGCGCAAUUGCCAAACGAAUCGGAGCGUUUGUGGGAGAAGGUGUCGCUAGCGAUACGAAGUGAUGACCAAGUUGGUGCUACCGAAGAGAAGACCGUUUUGGAGGAAGCGCAACGUAAUGCAGCAAAGGAUCGCAAAGCGUCGUUCACCGAUUGGAUACCAGUGCACUUCAAUUAUGAUCCGAUUGUGGCGCAGUGGGAGUAUAGAUAUGCCGAUUUGCGUCCCUGGGAUCAACGCAACGAUGUUAGGCAAUACGAAGCAAAGUAUAAAGUGCUCACAAAGACACGCCAUCGUGCGCCAAUGGUGCGUAAUCCGAGCAUCGUAACUGCCGAUCCAAUGCAGUUAAUUAAAUCAUCUUCUCUAUUGAAGGUUAAACAUAAAAGUCUAUCGAUUUUGGGUCUCACACAUGAUGAUGAUAAAUCCGAGUCGAGUUCUAAUCCGGAUGCUGGGAAAACACCACAUCAAACACCGGGUAAAACAAUACGAAGACUAGCAACGGCCAUAGAAAAAAUGAAUCAUACACUCGAGGAGCAAACUAAGCAAUUACGUUUGAUUCAAACCAAUUUGGAUAGACUUCACUACAAUCCAAGGCUAAUGGUGCCCCCCAGCGGACGAUUUUCAGAUAUGGUGCCGCGUACUGUUCCCCAAACGGUGGUUAUAAAAUCAAUGGUCUAUGCAUUCGUUGGUUUGGCCGCGUGCUUUGUUAUGAAAUGGAUGUUCAAGUAAAAUGGAUGCCGGCGAAAAAAUGGCGUAAUGUAUGAAUGAAAACUUAAAUCGAAUAGGUAUCCCAUAUGACGUUCGAAUUUCGGAGUUGUUUUUGUGGAUUAAACGAGUAAAUAAAAGCCUAUAGAGUACCCUUAAACCGUAUUGCUUAAAAUUACGGUUUCAUAGCAUCCAUAUUAUUUCUCCAACUUUAAUAUCGGUUUUAGCAUAAUAUGUACUAUAUAGUAUUACCUCAAUUUAAUUAAUAUAAGCAAUUAUUAUUUAACUUAUUCCUAUAUAUUUUCUUAUUUUCGUUGUAAACAUGACAAGAAAGAAAUGCAACACUCUAAAUGAUCUUUCACACUGUUAACCAUUGUAUUUGCAUACAGUUAUUGUGUAUUGGUAUGUGAAAGUCUAAAAAGAUAUGUUGGCCAAUAUGUCUUGAUAUAUUACUUUACUCUCUGCAUAGCUAAUUCAUGAAGAAAGUUGCUGAAAACUUGGGAGAAGUUAAGAAUUACAAGUAAAGAGUGCGUUGAACUCGGUCACUAAUGCAACAUUUUUCCUCAAUACUGAAGAAUGUAUUAAUUGAGUAAACAUUUUUUGCCAAAUGCGCCGCGAUAUUUGCUCUAUUAAUUAUAUGUACAAAUAAGUUUUCACUGGAACACCUUGCGUAUAAAUAAACAAAGAAGCGUGAUUUUUUCCUUAUUGUCCCUCCAUUCAAUUCGCAAAAAAUAAAAACACAAAGAGAGAAAUUAUUGCAUAUUCAAUGUCCGAGUUCGCCUCUGAGCUACAUAUUAUUAUUACUGUAAAAUGCCUAAGAAAUUUAGUUUCCUUAUAUAGACAAUUUAUAUAAGAUAUUUAUGAGAGCUUACAAAUUUGAUUCCUCUACAUAUACAACAACUAUAUAGCUAAAUAUAUGUAUGUAUUUUUUAUUUCGUAAUUAUAAAAAUAAAUAAAAUUAAGAUUUAUGGAGAAAAAGCGCUGAAUUUGUGUGAAAUAAAAAAUAUUCUUUAACGAUUUUCCGAUGCUUAUUAUAUAAUUAACUCAUAUGUAACAUUUUUCUAUGUAUUGUGUCGUGAUUUGUAUCAACGAAAUUAGAAGACAUUUAAAUUUUUAAAUAACAGUUAAAUAUUAUAUUAUAAAAUAUUGUUCCGGUUAACGCACUACAAAGAAGCAUCGAUAAAUAAUUAAAUUUAGUAAAACACAACACACACACACACACUCUCUCUCUGUGCCUGUUUCUUUGGGCUACACCCACACAAUGCACUGUAAUUUUGAAAAUUAUAAACUUUUAAGAAACUUUUUUCAACACUUAAAAAGUAAAUGCACAUGACAGGAAUAAACACUAAAAUUCGCUUUGAAGCCACCAUUAAGUCGAUAGACAUAAAUGAGCUAAAUUGUACGCUAAAACAGAAUAAUAAAAAACAAAAAGAAACAAUGAUGAAUACCUAAAUAAGUACAUACACAAAAUGCUGUUAACAUUUCAAGUCCAAAUAAACGAAACUCUAUACAUUA
Messenger RNA from Ceratitis capitata (Mediterranean fruit fly), 5328 nucleotides. RefSeq names its product oxysterol-binding protein-related protein 8 (gene Orp8). Gene Ontology annotation, cellular component: membrane; intracellular membrane-bounded organelle; cytosol. The coding region runs from base 454 to 3837 and encodes 1127 amino acids. The record is from RefSeq and is a predicted model, not a curated record. Lineage: Eukaryota; Metazoa; Arthropoda; Insecta; Diptera; Tephritidae. The transcript is spliced from 12 exons. Gene Ontology annotation, molecular function: cholesterol binding.